CUGUAACUAAGUGGACCCUACUGACCUCUGAACCACAAAGGAUAAGAGUGAAAAGAAGUGGGAGAAGCACACGAAGAAAAAGGAAGUGGAUGCACUUUCAUCUGGACUUCUUUCCUGCCCUUUAUUACUAAAACUGAAUGGAACAGAGAGACUUCCGUGCCUUUCCUCCCCCAGCCUCAGGGAUGGGUGGAUUGUAAAUACAGUGUGUGUAGCUGGGAGAACAGACUGAACCAUGAAUCUUCAGGCUCAGCAAAAAUCUUCAAGCAAAAGGACUGGGAAACGAAUUGCCUAUUUUAAUGAGCAGGAAAUAGCUGUGUCAUCAAAAGAACCACAGCAGCAGCUUAAGGAAGGACAGUACUAUGGCCAUGGAGGGAAUAUACCGGUCUCCCAGACUGUGGAGAUUUCUCACGCAGGAGGAUUAACAAAUGCACCCAACAAUGUUGCUUUGAUGAACUCCGUUUACAGUCAAGAUAGGGGAGAAUCAAUGAUGAUGUCCCAGACGGUAACAGCUGUCAAAUGGCAGAAUUCACUAAUGGGAAACCGGUUGCCAGAGAGGGGCGACAGCCACUGGCAGUCUCCACCUUCGAUGUGGAACCACAGUAUGGUUUUUGGGGGCAACCCAAAAGGACCCCACUCCAAUCCUGGUGCCCCGGGUUUCUAUGGCCACCCAGAAGCCCUUAAAAGAAAUCAAGAGAAAGGAGUGUUCGUCUCACAGCUGGACUUGUAUGGAGAUGCUGUCCAGCAGAUGAUGUCCCAGAAGGCUCAGCUGGAACAGCAAGCCCUGGUUAGACAGCAAGCUCAAAUGAAUUCUUUUCAUCAGAUGCAGAAACAGCAGCAGCAGAAUCAAAGUCUGCCAUUACAGCCUUUCCAACUUGCAUUUGGUCACCAAGGCCAAAAGCAGGGUCUUCCUGAAUUGUUACAUGUCUUUCAAGAAGCCCCAGCUUCUUCCAGUCCAGCAUUUACUGCUCAACAAAAACAGCAAGCUCUUCCCCAGCUACAACUGUUUGAAAACUUCUAUCCUCAACAGCAGCAGCAGCAACAGGCUGCCACACAAGCCUUCGGUCUGCAGCAAACUAGUUCCAUAGCACAGCCUCAUGUGGCAGCUGCAGCACCUCAGCAUCACAUGAUGGCACACCAGUUUCAGCAAACAGAGAGGAACCAGGAACUAUUCAAGGCUCUAACAGAGCAGAACCAACAGACUGUGCUACCUCAGACACAGAUUCCCUUUCCAAGAAGGUCACGGAGACUCUCCAAAGAAGGUGUCCUGCUGACAUCUGCAGGAGAAGUGUUGGCUUCCAAGCAGGCAGAAGAACAACCUAGCAAUUUAUUUUUGCAUCACUGGCAAACGCAUCAGCAAGAGGUCCCAUUACAGCAGCUGCCUGAAUCACUGGCCCACAACAAAAGCAGCUAUUUGCACCCAAAGAGAAUGGAUCUGGGGCAGAAGGAUGUCCUGGUCAAUAGUGAGCUGUGCCAGAUGGAAACAGACAGGCAAGCCCCAGCCCAGAAUGGUAGAGAAGGGGAGAAACAGGCGGCAGCAGCUGAAGAAAACACUCAGAGAACUAACGAUUUUCAGGGUGUCAGAGGUGGUGUAAUCCAGAGUACGCGACGGAGACGGCGUGUUUCUCAAGAAGCCAAUUUGCUAACUUUGGCCCAAAAAGCUGUUGAGCUGGCUUCUCUUCAGAAUGUAAAGGAACUGGAUAAUUCAGAAGAGAAGAGUAGUGUGCUGGUAGCAGCUCCAGGACCUACAGCUGCAAAAAGUGUUGUGGAAUUCGCCAGUUCUUCACCAGCUCCAAAAAGAGCCCGGGAGGAUAACAGCCUUGUGCCUCUUAUCAUUCCUGUGUCUGUGCCAGUGAGAAAAAUUGACUUGCAGAGCCUUGGAAAGGAAAAGUCUGAGGAUGGAAAGGUCCAGAGAGGCCCAACAAAUGAUCGAGCUCCUUGUGAACGCAAGCCUUCUGUGAUAGUCACUCGGAGGCGAUCUAACCGUAAUACUAACAUGGAAACCUCAAAUCAGCAUGAAGAUGAUGUUCCAAAGGAUGAAGCAGAGGGCUUUGCCCGGAAACCAAAGCAGCGGCCAAGACCUGAGCCACUCUUUAUACCACCAAAAGCUGGCACCUUUAUUGCACCACCUGUUUAUUCUAACAUUACUCCAUAUCAGAGCCACUUACGGUCACCUGUUCGUCUGGCAGAUCAUCCUUCAGAUAGAAACUUUGAGCUACCUCCUUACACUCCUCCGCCAAUUCUUAGUCCAGUGAGAGAAGGAUCUGGGCUAUAUUUUAAUGCUAUCCUCUCUUCAAGUGGUCAUUCGGUUCCACCUCCAAUGACUCCUAAAAGUGCUCACAGAACUCUGCUUAGAUCAAAUAGUUCAGAAUUUACCCCUCCUGUUCUUACAGUAGUGGGAGAAGCCACCCCGGUCAGCAUUGAACCGCGAAUAAAUGUAGGAACUCGCUUUCAAGCAGAAAUCCCAUCACUCCAGGAUAGAUCUCUGGCAGCAGUUGAUGAACAUAAAGCAGAGCUGGUGUGGCAGCCGUGGGGUGACCUGGAAACCAACAAAGUCACCCAAGAGAAUGUGGAAAACCUGCUAGCUGCUGCCUGUUCAAGCAUUUUUCCUGGGGCUGGAACCAACCAGGAGCUGGCGCUGCAUUUCUUACAUGAAGCAAAGGGAAACAUUCUGGGAGCUUUGACCAAACUGCUAUUGAAGAGGCCAGUACGAUCGCCUGCCCACCCUUUGGCAGAUUAUCACUACACAGGAUCAGACAAGUGGAAAGUUGCUGAAAAAAAACUUUUCAACAAAGGCAUUGCCAUCUACAAGAAAGACUUUUUCUUGGUCCAAAAACUUAUAAAAACCAAAACAGUGGCUCAGUGUGUGGAAUUCUACUACACAUACAAGAAACAGGUGAAAAUUGGUCGGAAUGGGACCUUAAUCUUUGGGGACAUUGAUGUUGCUAAUGAGAAGUCUAUGAAAGAUGAAGCUGAAGUUGACAUCAAGAGUUCCCAUAGGUUUGCACGUGUUCUUCCUCUCAGAAGGGACAUUUACAGUGAAGAACAGGGGCAUGAGGAGGAGGAAGAGGAGGAAGAAGAGGAGGCAGAGGAAGGAUUGGAUAACAGAAAGAAGAGCGCAGUUCCUCUCAAAGAUGAACAGACACUACAAGAUGGUGCAAUAGCCAAUGAUGCCAAUAUGAGGAGUCAAGAGGCAACUGUCACAGGCAGAAUUGGAAGGAAGCCAAGGGAGACAACAGUGAAGCCUCGAAAGCCUAUUACUGCUCCAGUGCAGAGGAGAAGGCGGAAACAAAAGAUAAAAUUAGAUGCUACCAGUAAAACUCAGAACACAGAAAACACAUUUCCAUGUAAAAAAUGUGGCAGGGUGUUCUACAAGGUGAAGAGCCGCAGUGCUCACAUGAAAAGCCACGCAGAGCAGGAAAAGAAGGCGGCCGCACUGAAGCAGCAAGAGAGAGAGGCGGCAGCAGCAGUGGCGGCAGCAGCAGCCCACAGCCAGGCCCGGCAGGAAGAGAGCAGCGAGAGCGGGAGCAGCAGCAGUGGAAGCAGCAGUGUGAGCUCAGAUGAAGAUGGAGAAAUAUAGCAGCAGACCAGAAGUGGAGGGAGUAGCAAGGCUGGACCCAACCUCCCUCUUGGUGGUCUCACUUUUUUUGCUUGCACUUUUCUUACCUGACCCAUCAGGUCUCAGUUUCAGUGCUGCCAUUUCCUCAUGCCACAUGUUCCACUUCACCUUGCCAGUACUGACCAAACCGGAAUGGUGGAUGAAAAGAUUUGUUUCAACUUCUUUGUUUGUUUGUUUGGUUUUUUUUAAAUAAGAUUUCUAUUCUAUUUAUAAUGGUACCUGAGGUACAUAAUAGAACAAUGUCACCUGCAGUGGAAGUAAGUUCUCUCUCAGGUCAGUCAGACCUUUCUUUUUGUGCUUGUCAGGAAUCAUGAUAACAGGACUCUUGGAUAUAAAGGUUUCCAGACUGGAGCAAGAAAAUGAUGCUUUGCUCUGAGCUAAGUGUAUCCAGUUACUGUGACACUGGUGAUUUCUAGAUGUUUCCUUUCUCAGCAAGUUCUCCUUCCUGUUACACUUUCCUGCCUUUCUUUCUGAGCAUUUAUUCGGGCAGCCAGCAAGUUUUGUGGAAAGAUGGUGCGCACUUUUGGCCUCUGCUUCACAAAAAUGAAAAGCGGGAUGAACAAGGCACUCUUCUUCCUUUUGAGAGGAAGUUUUAUUUUUCAAAAGGAAGCCUGAGGUGGUUUCUUUUAUGCCAUUAAGAAUGCAGCAAUGGAUAUAAAAAUAUCCUGUGGGAUUAGAGUAGCCACAGGCCUUGCGGGUUGUCUCAUCUUGGGAAAAAAAAAAGUCUGCCUUUGAUUAACUUAAUGGAAAGUAGUCUGGGCUUCACAAGUGCAAUUUGAAAUGAAAACUGCUGGGUUUGACUUUGCAUAAACGAGAGCAAGUUUGUUUAGUGAAAAUGAACCAAGACCACCUCGUGCGCUGGAUUGUGUGCACCUCAGAGCUGGGAGGAAUGGACUCUCAUCUCCAGCAGUCUCCUUAAAUCCCUCUGUGAAUGGCUUUUACCUCUCAGCACAUCCGUUUCUUUCUUAUGGCAGCCCUUGUUUAUUCCUUGAAAUUCCAUCAUCAGGAGCUUGUGUGGUGGGGCCUUGGUUUCCCAAAUACUUCCUGUCAGACAGUAUGUACCUGCAGGAGGAACUUGUCACUUAUUUCCACACGGGUGGCUGGACAGCCCUGCCUGCUGGGUUGUUCUGCUGUGAGCCUUGCUCUUUGCUGAAAGUCUGACCCUUCAGAACUGACUAAUAGCCAAAAAAAUCUAGCCGCCAAAAGCCUGCUGGUGAAAGAGAGUUAAGAAGUAGUAAAGUGAAGUAAGUGGUCCAGGUGACGUAGAUGUUAGAUUUGCACAGGAUUGUUCUGUACAUCUUUAUAGCCCACAUUUAUCAUUAUUUCAUAAAGAAUUAAAGAAUCGGAUCACUUCCCUGUGCUUCACGGCUGGUCAGUCCCAGCCCCGUACCCCGGCUGCCCAGCUCCCUCCCUCCAGCCAGUGCUUAGAAGCAGCGCUGAUCCACCAGCUUCCUGGGCGCCAGCCGGCACUCUGUCAGAUCGCGUGUGCGCUGCUUCGGUGGUGCAAUGCCGAAGGAGCCGAUCGCUCCUGCAUUCCCAGGCAGGGAUCCAAGCGGGAUUGCUGUACGUGAACUACAGAGUGUUCCUGACUGGCUUUUUUUUUUUAAAUCUUGACCCUUCAAGCUGCUAGAUAAAUUCCGGGUUAACUAUGGAAAGUGGCUCUAACUCCAGCGUGCCACAUGGCAGUCUUUUCCUGCCCUGCGGUUUUAGGCAACCAUGAUUGCUUCACUAAGUCUGGGAGGCUGGGUAUUGUACCAUGUUUGCUUUGACAUAUAUAUGCCUUUGGAUAGAAUCCUAUAUCUUAAUAGCAGAAACAGUUACUACUCUUAUAAAAUAAGUAGGAGUGUCAUUAAGGACUGCACUUUUUUCAGUGUUGACACUUUUGCCUUUAAGUGUUCAAUUUUCUGCCAAGGUUGUAUUUUUCAUUCCUAACAAAAGGAGGUUUCCUUUCAGCGUUUGGAUGACUGUUCCAUGUCCCUACAUGCACGGCUCUUGUUGACUAACUAGGCUGUGGAAGCAGAUGGCGUGUCACGAACUGUUAAAAUCAUUCAAAAACUGCAAAGAACUAAAAGCUACUAAUCUUUAAAAAGAAGCUUAAGCAAAUCAGUCUUCCUAUUAAGAGUUUCAGUGUUGAUAGUUAUCUUUUUCCUUUUGUAAAUUGGAGAAAAUACUUGUCUGCCAUUAUCCUUGGGCCCUUAGAGAGAACAGAAGCUUUAGCACACUGUGCCAGGACAGGCAGUAGGUGAAGCAGCUGGACCUCAUGGUCCACUUGUAGUACUGGGAUUAAUUCCAGUAAAAAGCAAUGAUGCAAUUAAACUUAAAGUUCUGAAGUAUGUUUCUGAGAAGUUGCCAAUAGUUUCCAGAUCUUGAGAACUGCAGGGCAGGGCAACAGUGCAGAAACAAGCAGGGCUUGUGAGUAUAUCUAAAAAGUAUUUAAAGUCAUGUAGAUACUGUUAUACUGUUGUAAUGAAUGCGUUUGCCUGGAGUACCAGUGUCGCAGCAGCAGAACGGUGUACAGUUACUUAACAGAGACUGGGAAGGCCUAGAAACACAUAACAAAGAAAUGGAGAGAGGGGUAGAACUGGCACACAUUGAAAAAUACGGCAAAAAUGAAGGGUUUUUUUUGUUUUUUUUGGUUUUUUUUAGAUUGGCGAGGAGAGCUGACUAAACUUGAGAACUAAAGUAAGGUUAAUCAAACUGUCUUAGAAAAAUGCUUUCACUGUCCUUGCUAAAACAGUGCAAAAUCAAUCAGUAUGUAAUCCUUUAGGAAAAACCAGACUGUUCAUACUGGGACAAACCAAAACUCUGUCUAGCUCCAGGUCUUGUUUCUGGCAGCGAUCAGGAGCAGAUGCUUAGGAAAAAGCAAGGGAUAGCAUGGACCAGCAGGUAUAGUUCUAGCUAGAAAAUAGGAUGCUAAACUAGAACCUACGUGUGUUCUCCAGUAAGGCAAAUCUGCAGAGAGGUUUGUACUGAAAUGUGCUGUUCUCCUUAAGGGCAGAAUAUCAGGAUAUUCCUCUGCCUUUUACUCUUCUGCUCUGUGUAUCACCUGCAUUUACUCUAGUAUUUUUAGUGUCUGGAAUUAUGCCUGGGUAAUAAUGAGCAAACACUUAGUCAUGGCCCUCAGGAGUUUUCAAGUUUGAAGUAGUUUUAGAUAUGGCAUAGCAAAUCAUGGUGACAAACAACUGAUCAGAUGAAAUGAAGUACAAAGAUUUAGGGAGCAAAUCGUGGGAUUGCUUAAAGUACCAAUUUAAUCUUCUUUCAGAUACGAUGAUGCUUGAAUGGAAGCAUUAUUAUAGUCUUCCAAAGACCAGACCUUUCCCUGAUUCUCCCUAUUUUAGGAAAUCCAUAUAAGAGUAAUUUUUCCUCUUAUCUAGGAUAGGCCAUUGAGGUGCUGAUAAGAACAAAUCAGAGAUUUUCUUUUAAUUGCACAAAAAUGAUGUGUGUAUUACACACUGAAUGCAGUACUGGUUGUUUCUCUCCAACACCCUGCUGCAGUAGAAGAGAACAGGAAGAUUUGAUACAGUGAGGUCUGUCACUGGAAGAAAAUCAGAAAAGGGCUUUUUCUGAGGAUAACCUCUAACAGCUGUGGGUUAGCACAGCUGACCAAAAUCAGGUAAAUAUUCCAAGUAAGUGGAUCAGAUGGAAAUGUUUCUAAGCAUGUUUACAUAUUGCCAGUAGCCACCAGAAGACCUCUUUUCUGUCACGGUGAUAAGUAAAAAUGCUCCUCUGAGUGUCUUGUUUAAAAACAAACAAGCAAAACCAAACCUGCUGCCCACUUGCUUACAGUAGCAGUUUGGGAUUGAUCCUACAUCUGAAUUAGAUCCUGCCUACUAGCAAAAGUUGGCAGAGAAUUGUUUUAAUGAAACAAACCAACCAACCCUCAAUUGCUGUGGACAAAGCAUUUGAACUGAAUUUGUCUAAUCUGGAAUGAAUGCUGUUACUCUUAGUGGGCGAAAAAAUUACUUGAGUGGCUCUUUACUGCAGCACAGUGUUAAUUUAAGGCUGUGGUGUUCCAAUUUAAAAAAAAAAAAAAGAUUCUUCGCUACGUUCUCUUGAUUUGUCUGUUUUAAAACCCUAUGCUCGUUAUUUUCCAUCGUUUAAAGGCCUAUUUACUGAUCCCCAAUUAGUAUAAGGGUUUGCUGUUAAUUUAGAAAAAAGGCAGUAUAUGCUCAGUGAUUAAGCUGAGUUUGAACAAGGCAUCUCUUUGCUUUAGCUGUCUUUUCUAUGGGAACAAACACAAGAUUUAUAGACUGCAAUUCCGUAAAUGUGCACUAAUAGAUUUGCCUCUUACAGUGUGAGACCAGGCUUCAGGUGGUCGUAUGCCCAGUAGUCAGGUGGCUGCAUUUCAAAACCAUUACCUAUUUGAGCCUUGAUGCCAGCGUUGGGCGUUGCGGAGAUGCAGCGAUAGACCGCAUUUUGCCCUGAUCGCGUACUUCUGCCUUUCUGCCUGUGCCGUCUGCCCUUUACAGCUAGAUUCAGUCUUUCAGGUUUGUGGUCUGCAUGGGAUAGCGUCUCAGUUUUGUAAGACUCUGUGUGUAUAUAAUUACUAGAUCUAUGCAUGCACUUGCAAUGCAUAUCUGAUAUAGCUACAGGUGUUUUGCAGUCUAGCUGCAAGAACAACUCUGCAUUUUAAUUUAUUUGAUGCUUUUCCAUUUACUGAUACAGGUAACGGUAUCUGAGAGAACUCAACUCUGUAAGGUGAAGGCCUACAGAAUUUCAGUCGGCUGUGCAGGACCUUGGUAUUUUGCUAGCUAGGACCAGGUGGGAAUAUAGCUGUUUGAAGGCAGGGCAAAGAUAGAAAUUCUAAAGCUUAAAGGUAAUCCCAUACUAGAGAUACAAUGUGAGGUCCAAAUUAGCUAAAAAUACCCUCUGAUUUAUCAAACUGAGGCUUUCGGUCAUUUUUAUCAUUGCAACAAUCUUAGAUUAAAAUCAACAUUAAAAAAAAAAGUGUUUCCUAAACCACAAAGAGUGAGCUUUCUCACUCUCGGCAAUUACACACUUCUUAAUUCUCUUCCAGGCAGCGGACUAGAAAGUCCCUAUAUAUACAUACCCUAUUCUGAAAGAAGUGGGAGUAGGGAGGACUGUAGCUAUAGAAGUCUUGUCUGCUUUCAUACAAUGGCACUUUUAGUCCAAUGAUUACCUCUGCCAGAAACCGUAUUCUAAACCACAUUUUCCCACACAAACUUUCUCCCUGUUUUAUCUUCUGAUGUGUGUCUGAAAGUUUAUAAAGCUUUAAAGAGACGGAGAAGCGGUGUCUGCAAAUCACGUUUGAUUUUUGUGGGGGUGAGUUUCUAUGUAAAUUCGUCGCUUGGGUUCAGCUGCUUUACUUGCCCUCGUUCUCUCCUGCGUCAAAUGUUAGGAAGACACAAACUUUGAAUCCCCAGCUGUCUAAGGACUUUUCUUUCCAAGACUAGGAUUCCGCUGACAGCUGAGCCUGAAAAAAACCUUAACUUCUCCAGGUUAGAAGACAACAUAUAUUUUUAUAGAAAUGUGAUGGUGUAUUUUAAAAACCAGUUUCCUGCAGCUUCUCCACGUGUAUUUUUCCCCUUGUAGUUCAGAUUUGAUAUAAACUUUUUUGUGUUCCUUCUUCUUAUGUUCUGUUUUUAAAUUUGUAGUCAAAGCUUUGUUGUACUGUACAGGAACAGUCAGCCUUUGUAAUUACUGUAUAAAUGCUUUAUAAUAAAGUAUAUAACUUUUAUUUUAACAAGUGAGCAGACACAUCCUUUUGUGUGUUUGCUGCCUAGGGCACCUUUUAAAAGACUGUUACAUGUUAAAAAUGUACAUAUAUAAAUAUAUUUACCUGUUGCUGUACAGUUGUGAUAGACUGGACUGAAUUUAUUUUUUUGUGUGCUUUUUUAUAAAAUAUUAAUACACUAAAGGAAAUCUUGCUGAUGUGAUUGUAAUGUACCAUGUAACUUAUUUACUUAAUAUCCUCUAUAUAUCUAAAAACCCUUUUAUUAAAUGAGGUUUAAAAAAG
Molecule: messenger RNA, 9593 nt
Organism: Aptenodytes forsteri (emperor penguin)
Lineage: Eukaryota; Metazoa; Chordata; Aves; Sphenisciformes; Spheniscidae
Gene: MIDEAS
Product: ELM2 and Myb/SANT domain containing 1
Exons: 13
Coding region: 233-3577 (1114 amino acids)
Biological process (GO): regulation of transcription by RNA polymerase II; negative regulation of DNA-templated transcription
Cellular component (GO): transcription regulator complex; histone deacetylase complex
Molecular function (GO): transcription corepressor activity
Source: RefSeq, a predicted model, not a curated record